UUCUGUAAAAUCCGCACUUUACUGAAUUUGCGGAGUAAUGACCUUUCGCUAGAGCGAAAAAGUCGCGUGGCGAGAGAUAGUGAACAAAUGCUAGCAACGGUCUUUUUCACUAAUGAAUUGUCCUCUGGGCCUGUCAGUGAAUUGGCAAUGUCCCUGUGGAUGUUAACGCUGGUGAAAAGUUGCUAUCGUUAGCCACUUCGCCCUUUAGUGAAUCUGCCCCUAUGUAUCAGGCUGUAUGCAAUCAAUUGCAGUAUUGGCUAAAAAUAAUAAUAAGACCAACGAACUAGAGAAGUAGGACUUUUAAAAUUUAUUUUAAAGGCUUGCAUAAUAAUAAUUAAUUAUGAGCAAUGCUUUAAAGUAUGGUAAGGAAUUAGUUAUGUGUGGGUUGAAAUGAAACCCACGGUGACCUGUGGGUUAACCACCACUUGGGGGGGGGUUGGUUUGGAAUUUUAUGAACCAUUGCAGGUUAGAAUUGGAUGCAGGUCAGACUGGGGAAAUACACUGCUCCCAGAGAUUCCCUGUCUUGGAACCUGAGCGUGCAAAGAAGUAGCAUACAGAGUGAGAAGAUACGGGUAUGGAUUGGACAUGGGUCCUACAACGACAACAUUCCUGUAAGGAAGGUCCCAUGACUAAAGCAUUUCAGAAUUAUAUUGAUACAUGAUUAAUAUUUCAAAAAUAAACACUGUUUUUUUAUUUGAGCUUAUUAUUGUAUUUAAUGCCAUAACCAAUGUAACAGAUAUAUACAAAUGUGUUAUUCCUACAGCUCACAGAGCACUGGAGUUCUUCAACCAGAUAGAGGGAAAUGUUAAUUACAGAGAGUUAUUACAAAAACAUCCUGAGGCAUACCAAGCAGGUAGUGUGUACCCUGAUGCUUUUUACCAGGGAAUAUGUGAGCAAGGAAAAUGCCAUGAAGUAUCUGAAGAUUCACAUUGGACACCUUUUCUCAAGACUAGCAUUAAUUACAUCCGAGAAGUCUAUCCACAGCCAUGGGACAAGAGUGCACAGAGACUGGUGGCCUUCCUGUUUGGUAUUGCAUCCCACAUGGUAUCGGAUGUGAGCUGGCAUAGUUUGAAUAUCGACCAAGGAUUUCUUAAGGCCAUGGGGGAAGUUGAUUUCUAUGGCUCCUAUGCUGAAGCUCAUCAAACUGGAGAUUUUGGUGGUGAUGUACUCAGCCGUUAUGAACUUAACUUUGACUAUCUAGAAGCCAAAUGGUACAUUCCAGUGAAGGACCUCUUUAACAUCUACAACCUCUAUUAUGGCAAAACCAUCAUAGAAGAGAACACAAUUACUCACUGCACGUACAUACUCUUCCUGGAAAUGUAUGGGGAAUCCCUUGGUAUUGAUAAGCUUCACUCAACAUAUGCAAGCAAAUCUCCUUUCUUGGUGGAGAGAUUCCAGGAAUAUUUUCUUGGUGGCGUUGAUGACAUGGCUUAUUGGUCUACAAACAUAUUCCAUUUGAUCAGUUUCAUGUUAGAUAAUGGUACUAGUGACUGCUACUUACCUGAAAACCCUAUUUUCAUACAAUGUAAUACUGAGAGGAGGGAAAAGAACAUAAAAUUAAGAAAACAUUGGCAAAAAAAUGAAUUUGAUGGAGAUUUUACUCCCUCGGUCAUGAGAGCAGAUGGAGCUGAUAACAUCACUGUGGACUCAGGAGUUGUCUUUCAGAUGAAUUCUUGGGCAAAGGGCUCUGUGCUGUUUGUGAGCAAUGUUAUGGAUGCAAUGAAUAUGAAUUUUACUGUCCAGUAUCCAAACCAUAUUACCAGCCCUUCCACCUCCUACUUCGUCAGUUCACCUUAUGCAAGACUUGGAUGGGCUAUGGUCACAGCAGAUCUAAAUGGUGAUGGACAUGGGGAUUUGGUAGUUGGAGCUCCAGGAUACAGCACCUUGGGUCAUGUUCAAAUAGGUCGUGUCUUCAUUGUUUAUGGAUUAGCAAGUGGACUUCCACCUGCCAAAAUGGACCUAGACAAAGAUGCAGAUGUAGUGCUUGAAGGCUACGAGAACUCUGGCAGGUUUGGAUCUUCUUUGGCAGUACUGGAUUUUAACCUUGAUGGACACCUGGACGUGGCAGUGGGAGCUCCUUCUGUGGGGUCCCAAUAUCUCAGAUACACAGUAAGACUUAACUCUGAUAAUCCAUCAAGAGGAACCCAGAGUGUAGGAAAGGCAUAUGGUUUCUACCCCCCCCCCCCAAAAGAUGUGACUUUUGUUGUUCAUGGAGACACAGUAAGCAUAACAUUUUGCUUUUCAGGGGCCUUUUGUGGUAUUGAUAGGUCUGAGUGAUGGUGAACAUGAACUAACCACAUCAAAGAGCUGCUUACAUGUGGGGAAGGGUGAAAAACACUAUGGGGCCGAUUUACUAAAGGGCGAAGUGACAAACGCUGGCGACAAUUAGCCAGCGUUACUUCCC
This is a messenger RNA of Xenopus laevis (African clawed frog), 2404 nucleotides long. Its product is annotated as phosphatidylinositol-glycan-specific phospholipase D-like. The record is from RefSeq and is a predicted model, not a curated record. Lineage: Eukaryota; Metazoa; Chordata; Amphibia; Anura; Pipidae. The coding region runs from base 658 to 2277 and encodes 539 amino acids. The transcript is spliced from 15 exons.